GCGUUCACAUCUGAAGUUAACCAGCUUUCUCAAGCAUUUCAUACUGAUGUCGCGUUCGUCAUGCCGUGCGAGGAAGACUCGUCGCUGCUCUUCCUCAUCGUACAAUAUUUAAAGAUCAAAGGCUUGCGGGCCGCCGCUGACGUGCUGGAGGAACAUGUAAGCCAGGUGGAGAUGUCAAACGUGAGCUUGAACCUACAAGACAUCUACAAAGGAUGGCUGAAGAUGUGCUCGCCACAUGCCGAUCAGCCGGCCAGUGGCUCCGAUGCGCCCAACGAGGUUGAAUCUGAAGGGGGCGCUGACGAGAGACCCCCAGAAGACAACAACACGAAUGCCGAAGGUGUGCUAGGCUUGAAGUCUGAAGGCGUGGAAGGCACCAACGGCCAGGCUCACAAUGGCUGCGACUCACUGCAACCCGAAGAGGAAGAACAAACGCAACAAGAGCAGCCAGAAGUUGUCAUGGAUGUCAAAGGUGAAACCUCUGGCACGUUGAAGUCGAAUCUCCAUCAAACAGAGGCCACGCCCAGCCCAAAGGAAGCAACCAAUGAUUGUUCAGACGACGAGGGCAACACCGGGUCGCAAGAAAACAGAAUUGGCUUGAUAGAUCAAGCAGAAAUGUUUUGUGCCAAUAAGCAACAGGCAGAGGUCGAUGUCCCGCCUGCUGCAGCCGCCGAUGUCACGACUGAGCGCGACGAAGAAGAGGUCGUCAAGGAGGUCAGUGACAUCACCACACAGUUGGAGCGGGAGGACAACCAGACGAGGGUGCUGGAGGCUCCCAAUGAUGGCACAAUGGCUGUGGAGGGGCGAGACCACCUGGACGUCGCCAUCACCCUCAACUUCGAGGUCGGUGAGACCAACGCUUGUCUCUCUGAAGAAGCUGCAAUUUCCAAGAAGAAGAAAACGAAGAAGAAGAAAACAACUGCUCCUGAGGAGGAUCAGAAAACGGAGCAGAACAGUCUUCCAAAAAACAAGAAAGGCCAGAAGAGGAAGAAUGAGGAAGAGGAGCAGCAAGAAGUGGAGGACGGUGAGGGUGCAUCAGUGAAGAAGAAGAAAAAGAGGAGGAGGAGGAGGGAGAAGGGUCGGGGGAAGGAGGAGGUGCAGUCUGAUGGAGUAACGGGGGGCGAUGCAGAGCCACAAAAGAAGCUGACGGCACAAGGUGUCCCUCAGCUCUCCUCCAACCAGAAGCGACAUCGACGCAAGAAGCGAGCCAGGAUGCUAAAGAACUGCCAACAAGAUCCCUGCGGGAAAGACCAGACUUCGCCACCUAAACCCUCCAAACGAGACGUGGAGGAGGACGCCCCAAAGAAGAAGAAGAAGACGACGCAGGAGGAGCCCUCCUCAAAACAAAACCAGAUUCCUCCCAGCACCACCAAGAAAGACAAGAAUACAGCUGCCAGUGAGGAGGUUGAAGAUGCUGGCAACUCCUUGGAGGACAGGAAAAAGAUGACAUCAGCCAAUGAGGAGGAGGUUGAAGAUGUUGGCGACUCCUUCAAGGCUGUGAAGAAGAAGAAGAAGAGAGCAGCCAAUGAGGUUGAAGAUGUGGCGGGAAAUGACUCAUUGGAGGUGAAGAAGAAAAAGAUGGAAGCUGCCCAACGUUAUGAGACUCCUGUUAGCAGCCACUCAUCUGCCAAGAAAAAGAGGAGGAAGAAGGUGAAGGACAAAAUGGCGGAAGGCGGAGACGCUUAGCACACGUUUGUCUUGAAGACCACUACGAUGGACCUGAAAAAGACAAUACAACAAAACCGUUUGUACCUAAAAUGUCACUAUCCUAAAUAAUUAAAUGUCACACUUUUUUUUUUUUUUUUAUAAAUGUUGACACGUCUUCCAUGUUUCUGUGCUGAGGAAAUAUUUAAGUUCCGUGAGCCUCGAGCUUUGCUAUUUUUGUCGGCUCAUUGACCACUUGUGAUAGAUUUCCUGUGACCAGUUCCAAUCAUUGCAUUAAAGGGUUCAUCCAGCCAUCCAUCCA
This is a messenger RNA of Phycodurus eques (leafy seadragon), 1963 nucleotides long. RefSeq names its product myb-like protein V. The transcript is spliced from 11 exons. NCBI's taxonomy places the organism in Eukaryota, Metazoa, Chordata, Actinopteri, Syngnathiformes, Syngnathidae. The coding region runs from base 61 to 1683 and encodes 540 amino acids. Gene Ontology annotation, molecular function: protein binding. The record is from RefSeq and is a predicted model, not a curated record.